AUGAGUCGGCAACCAGUAGAUAACAACCACGAAUCUUCUGAAUAUGAGGAAGACGACGACGACUCUGAAUAUGAAGAUAUAGAAAUUACUAGCUGGGGCGACAAUGUAAAGAGCGAGCCAGCUACUUGGGAUUCUCUCAUAGAUCAUUCAACUAAAGUAAAAGCAGGUGGUAUAGGCAACGGAGACCUCCAUAGACGUGGAGCUAACUUUAAGCCUGUGUCUGAGGACUUUAUCCUUGCUCAACGUUUAAAAAAGCCUAUUCCAAGUGCCCUUGGUGGUAAAAAACCUAAGAAGAAAUCCAAAAAGAAGCCCAAGGACACUACUCCUUUCUCUAACACUACUAGGGCAACGGCCCCUAUUGUUCGACACAGCAAUGCUGAUAGACCCUAUGUACCAAUUACUCACAAACCUAUGGCUCAGCGUGCUGCACCUAUUAACUCUGUCUGGGGUAUGGCUAAUUUAUCAUCUGAACCUUUUUGGGAGCAAAAAAAGCCUCAGUCUUUUCCUCCUCCAGCUCAAAAACAAAAACCUAUAGCACAAUCUCGAGCACGACUUCCUGCGACUUCUGAAAUAAAACCAUCUAACCCUCAAAUAUCAACACAGCAUCAAGAGCAAAGACUCAUUGCUCAACCUACUCCUCCAAACAGUUUAAUGAAAGGUAAAUGGAGUCUUGAUGCUGAGGAAUUUAAGCCCAAAUCUGCACCUCCAUCAAACUUACAAUCCCCUUCAAGUGCUAUUAUACCAUCAUCUUCUGCUCAUCAAAUGAGCGCCUUUGCAUCUAAUUUCAGUCCUCCACCCAGUCCAUUCACCCCCAAUGCUUCAGUGCAAAGCACACCUUUAAAUGUACAAGCAAAACCCUUCGAUCCUCUUUUUCAAUUACCCGUAUCCAAACCUGUCAAGGUCUCCACUCCACCUGCGCCUAAUGAACCUGCAUCUGCUCCACCUACAUCUACUGCUACGGCAUCUAAUGCUAGCACACCAUCAGUGAAACCUCGAGUCAAAUUGGACAAGUCAUUAAUCACAAAGCAUUUGUUAUCCAAACCAGCUCAAGACACUGUCCCUUGGUUCCGAAUUGAAUUAGCUAUAGCAGAUGGUAUUAGUACGACGAUUUCGGUCUUUAAAGACUCGGAUCCAAAGCAGAUUGCCGAAGAAUUUGGUCAUAAACACAAUUUGAAUGUCACCGAAAAAGCUAAAGAAGGUAUUGCAAAUAGAAUUACUCAACUUAUGAACAACAUGAAAAAACAACAAUAA
This is a messenger RNA of Gilbertella persicaria, 1251 nucleotides long. RefSeq lists its product as uncharacterized. The transcript has a single exon. The record is from RefSeq and is a predicted model, not a curated record. NCBI's taxonomy places the organism in Eukaryota, Fungi, Mucoromycota, Mucoromycetes, Mucorales, Choanephoraceae. The coding region runs from base 1 to 1251 and encodes 416 amino acids.